AACAUAUGCUAGCAUACCUAUUUAAUUUUAAAAUAUUUCAACUGUAAAUGUUCUUUAUGAAAUAGCAGCAAACCUACUUUGCCGUAUUUGCGUUAUUUUAUUUGCAUACAGCGUAUAAUUUAUCGUUUUUCCGAUAUGAUGAGAUUAGUUUUCGAUGGACAAUUUAUUCCCUGUACUAAAACGGGGAAAUCUUACUGUCAAUAUGGGUAUUGACCGAAGGAUAGUAAAUAUUUAACCUCCAUCACUUUACGUUCGAUUCACUGGCGUCAAUAUUUACUCACGAAAUCUUAACCAAGUUCAGCCAAGGUCUUUCCUGUUCAUUAUAUAGCAACAGUACCUACUCUAUCUAUAUGAGAAUACCUGGAUAAUUAUAUUAUUUAUUUUUAAUUCAUCUCUGAUGUUAAAGUUUUGUAGCCGAUACCGAUGUUAGAACGGUUUCAAACAUUCAAAAACUCGGGUGUACCCUUCAAUGUACCUAUUGAAUGUAUGUAUGUAUUUAUAUUUUCAGGAAAACUUACAGCUACUUUACAUUAAUAUUUAAAAUAAAUUUAAGUCCAGUGAAAGUAGGCUGACCUAUAAUUUAUUUUAUAUUGUCAGUAACAAAAAAAAUCCCAUCUACCGUCUUCUAAGUCUGACAAUAUUUUUCCCUCAAACACAAAAACAACAACUUUCUAAAUAAACUAACGCUUAAUAAAAAGUAACGUUCAAGUUAUAGCCUAUCUACAGGGUGCACAAAGAAUCUUAUGAAAUUUUCUUUACUACGGGGUGUUCCAUGGAUACCAUAUUAUUAUGUCAGCAAUGGCGGCUGGCACAGACUAUACAGGGUGUGUGUUGACAUCGAGGGCCGGCGCGGCGGUCGGCAUGUAGUGCAACUGUAGUAUGGCGGGCACAAUCAGACAUUUCUCCACUCAUCACCACGAGACUGAGAAUAAGCCUAGUGCUGAAGCGCUAAUAUCAGAGAUCAACGUGCAGCUAGCAUUAUUCCGCGACCAGCUGAUCCACUUCGGGCAGCCGCCGGACUGCCCCGAGCUGCGCGAGCGAGUGCGCCGCCUGCGCCGCGCCUGCGUGGAGGCCACCAAGCAGACCAGCCAGCUCGUGCUCGCAGCUUGUAAAAAGUCCACCGAGGGCGAGUGCCCGGAGCGCGCGCACCUCGUGCUGCUGUACUUCAUGGCGCAGCUGCUGCUGCGGGAGCUGGCCAAGUGCCACCGCCUCGUCACGCUCGUGCCCAUGGACAUGGCCUCUUAUUACGAGAACCGGGCGGGUCCGUCGAACUUCGGCAACGUGAUCAGCCAGAUCCUGCUGUGCAAGCAGAUCACGCCGGACUUCAACCAGGAGGAGCUGUGCAGCAUCGCCAAGGACUCGCAGGAGAUCAGCAGGAUAGUGGACGACAUACAGGAACUGCUGCCGCCGCAUGACAACUUGAAGGAUUUGGAGACCAACAUCGCGCUAAAGGGAGAAGACGUGAGCGGACUCUGGCGGAACAAGCGGCGAGGCUCUCUCUACAAGAGCAUGGGGGUUCUGUGUUGUAUGUCCCGGCCCAACUACCUCUGAGGGUGACAGCCCUCGCCCGGGCGACGCAACAGCUAGGACAUAGACCUGUGUGACGUGUGAGUGAGUGAAAACAAGUGAAACGAAGUGAUUCUAAUUGGCAGUGAGAAAAAGACUGUGAGAUUGACACUUGACAAAGAUCUGUUUAUUAGUUUAAUGUGGAAUUUGUGUGUUUUGAGGCAUUGGCUAGAAGACAUUGUUAUUAAUUUGGUUCUUUAAACUACAGGAUUGUGUAAAUAUCAAGCCAUGAGUGAUAUUAUGCCUUUUGUUAAAUUUUAUUUUCAAAAGAUCCACUGAAACUUGUAAAUAUACAUGGUAUAUAAACGUCACACACACAUACGAAUACAUUCAUGUAUAAUUCAGUGUGCUCAACGGUCAUGUAUGUACGUAGGCAUACUAGAAUAUUUAGCCAAAAAUAUAAAUGGGCACACCCAUUCCUAGAAAUUAAAAUAUAUUAUUCAUAGAAAGCGGCUGCGAGUGGGUAUGAGGCGGGUACAAUAUACCUGUGUACAUUAUGUACAAUGUAGGAAAUGAAAGGGUCCAUGUAAAGAUUAAUUUAUUAUUAAUUGUAGAUGUAGGUACUUUUAUGCACCGCUUAUAAUUGCUUAUUCAAAUAUACAUAAGUAAUAGUGUUUAUGUUAAGAAUCACUUAAAGACAUAUUUCACCCUUUGUACAAACAAGUGCCGCCGUCGCAUAAAGUUGGAAUAACUUUCAGGGUUUGGUCCUAUUUCCCACCGCUAUCAAUUUAAGAAAAUCCGUGGUUUAGAUAUUCUAACGAUAUAGUAGCUUUUGUUCACUUUUAGUUCGUACAUCUGUUAAUUUAAUAAGAUGUAAUGUAAAAAAUGCUUCGGUCUUACUUUCAGUUUCAGUCAAGUAGUAUGUAUCAGAUUAAUGCCGAGUUGCCCGAAGAAACUUUAAACUAAGACCGAUCUUAAAUCGAUUGCUGCCUUGCCUUGACAGUAUUCGGAUACGACAGCAUAGAUUUAAGGUUGACCUUAGUUUAAAGUUCCUUCGUGAAGUCAACCUAAAUAAAAUAGCAUUUUUGAACUUUCACUGUAAACAUAAUACAUACAAUAAUAGCGUAUCAACAGUAGUGCAAUUACUAAUUCUAAUAGAUUAAAAUAUUUAUAAAGCUAGGAAAAUAAUAGUUAUGUACCUAUACAAAUAUAAAUAAACUAAUUAUAAUUAUCUGCAUAGAGGGAUUAACACGAGAAUUGCCUGGACUGGGAACAAUUGAGUUUAAGUAGAUUUUAAUGAGCAUUUAGCUUUACCCUUGAAUUGUUUUUGCUGAGUGGGUAAACAAAAUCGAUACUUACUUACCUAUUUAGUUUUUCCCUACAAGAUAGUAUCACAAAUGCAAAGUUUUACAGAGGCGUUUUUAUUAUUUGUAGAAUGAAACUGUGCUAUUCACCGUUCGUAUCAAAGUAUUUACAACAUUGUGCUAUUAAAUGUGUUGCUGUGGGAUACUGAACUAUAAUGAAUUUCAAACACUUCUAAAAUUUUAUUAGUAGGAAACCUAUUAACAUAGCCAUGCUACUAUAAUUAGAAUCAUACUGGAAAUGGCUUUGUUCGGUUAAUUUCGUAUUUUUAAUAGCGGGACAACCAUUUUCAAAAUGGAUUUUGGUAGGUAUGCCUGUAUAUUUAAUUGUUUUUUUAUGUGUAAUAAAGUUUUGAGUAAUGCUGUUUCAUGAGCUAUAGAUAUUUCCGCACACCUACCGUACUGUCUAUGUUUAGCAACAGCCUGUAGGGGCUGCAUUUUUUUUAAUAAUGAGAUUAAUAUUAAUAUAACACUUUUAAAUACGAUAGAUUUUUGAUAUUUUAUUUUAAUCCGAAAUCAACCAAAUCUCUAUUACAAAUAAGUACUUAACUAUUUUAUUAGAAUACCUUUAUUCUAUUCAUAUAGCUGAAAUAAAAUAUAAAUCCUUUGUUUCAAAAUCUUAAUUAUUUUUAAGUGCGGCCUAGUCAAAAAAAGUUUUAAAAACCAAGUAUUCUAGUCAAUUAUAUUUAAAUAAAUCCUUGGGAUAUAGUCAAACCUAAUGUCAACAAUAUAAACUUAUUAUUAUUAUAAGUACUUACAUAUUUUCUAGUAAAUUUGCGUAAUUUUAAGGUACAAUUUUACUAAUAGACUCUACUAUUAAUAAAUCUCAGUAUUAUUGCGGUCGUAAGGAAAAAUAUGCAAUGUAAAUUAUGCAUUACAUAAACAAAAAAUAAAUAUAUCAAAAAAUAUUUACUAACUCCCAGGUAUAGCAAUCAAAUGCAAGGUAUCUCAAGUAAAACUUGUUCUGUCAUAUCUGCCAAAGAUCCGAUAGCCGUUGGGCUAAACAAGCACUCACGUGGUGACUAAUAAUAACAAGGCAACUUAAAUCCGAUGUACACUUCAACAACGUAAAGUUGUUGUUUAAGUAUUAUUAACAUGUUUUCGUUUAUUUAGGGUCACUUAUGGUCACACCAAACUGAAAUUUUGUACUAACUGAAAAACGUUUAUCAAGG
Molecule: messenger RNA, 4039 nt
Organism: Plutella xylostella (diamondback moth)
Lineage: Eukaryota; Metazoa; Arthropoda; Insecta; Lepidoptera; Plutellidae
Gene: dcma
Product: decima
Source: RefSeq, a predicted model, not a curated record